Iphiclides podalirius (scarce swallowtail) is the source of this 2220-nucleotide messenger RNA. The record is from the annotation of a GenBank genome assembly. Lineage: Eukaryota; Metazoa; Arthropoda; Insecta; Lepidoptera; Papilionidae.
AUGAUUGUUCGUGUCAUUUUUAAGAAUGCCAAUCCAGGCGCCGCAAUGGACGGACUUCCUCAACUACAUUGUCUCAAAAAUUUACACAGGAAACAAUGUCCUUUCGACCAGACAGUAAUUCAAUCAGAACCAGAAGAACUAGUGGUGAACACCGCCCUAUUACAGUUGGCUGGAUACGCACCUCCAGCCCAGCCGUUCCAUCCCCCAUGCAUUAAAGCUCUUCCAGAAAACGACCGGCAGGCAUACGAUGCCAUUGUGCGUUGCCUUGAACACCUCGCCAUUUAUCUGAAACUUUGUGGUAGUGGAAGUACUAGCUUAACAGGCGGUAGGCUGUCCAGGCCGAUGCAACGUAAAUUGGUGACAUUACUACAAUGUGCAAUGACUGACGAUGAGGGGAGGGGGCGGGCAGCGCGAGCGGCUAGGUCCCUUGGCGAGAGAACUGUGACUGAACUUAUUUUGCAACAUCAAAAUCCCCAACAAUUAAGUGCAAAUUUAUGGGCUGCUGUUAGAGCGAGAGGCUGUCAGUUUCUUGGUCCAGCAAUGCAAGAGGAAGUUCUUAAAUUAGUGUUAUUAGCUCUAGAAGAUGGAUCAGCUUUAUCAAGAAAGGUUUUAGUGAUGUUUGUAGUCCAAAGAUUAGAGCCUCAUUUUCCACAGGCUUCCAAAACUAGUAUAGGCCACGUUGUGCAACUUCUAUACAGGGCGUCCUGUUUUAAGGUCUCAAAACGGGAGUGCGACUCGUCCUUGAUGCAAUUGAAGGAGGAGUUCCGUACUUACGAUUCAUUGCGUCGGGAACAUGAUGCACAGAUCGUCCAAAUAGCCACCGAAGCGGGCCUGAGGAUCGCCCCGGACCAGUGGAGCGCCCUUUUAUAUGGCGACACGGCGCAUAAGAGCCACAUGCAGAGUAUAAUUGACAAACUGCAGACCCCACAAUCGUUUGCGCAGUCUGUUCAGGAGUUGUUCAUAGCACUGCAAAGGACCGGAGACCCGGCCCAACUUGUUGUCAUGAGUAUGCAUUUGGAUCGUCUUGCAAGCAUCGACGCAAGUCCAGAUGCGAAGAGCCCGUCGUGGCAGCAGCUGGCUGAAAUGAUAAUGUCCAUCAAGGAAGUUGUGUCUGGCCUUAUACAUUAUCUGCAACAACAAGGGCGCGAUUCUAACCACAACCAAAGGCAUAUACUUCAAGAUCGUUGUUCGGAACCGUCAACAAGUCAAACGUUACAGCCCUCACCGACUCAUUUCAAACGCAACAUGCCGAUGUGUCGAGAGUCUGCUAUGAGGGCCUUCUGUCCCAAGGGCAGUGACUGCACGCUUUUACACUUCGACGAAGAGUAUGAGAGAGAGAGGUCGCGCAGCAUGGCUAACAACGUGACAAAUAGUUUGGCCAAUAAUUUGGCCAACAACAUGGCAAACAGCAUGUCCACGACGAACGGAAACUACGCGUACGUGCCGCAGAUGGGCGGCGUUCCCCAGGUGGCGUUGGCCCAGCCGCUCUACCAGUACCCGGUGGCCCCGGUGCUCCAGCACCCGCAAAUCCUCGUGGACAAUUACAGCGCACCGCCCGGCCCACAGAUGGCUGCCCCACAAAUUCGUCCAGAAAUGGUCCCCAACUCCGAGUACUCUGAUAACCAUCGGCCCGAAGUCAAUCCGUCCAUGAACAGCCACGGGAGCUCGGCGGCCGGCGGCUACGGGGCGAGGGGCCAGGUGGCGCUGGGGGUGCCGCACAACGGGGUGCUGCUGCCCGUGCCCGAGCGGCCGGUGUUCUACCAGGGGUGCCUGCCGAUCGGUGUGAGCUACCCGCUCUACCCGCCCGCGGUGCCGUACCAGCCGCGGGGGGCGUUGCCGCCGCGCGCCGGCGUGUUCUCACCGCGCCCGGAGCCGCCCAAGACCAGCCCCUACGGCUUCGAAGACAGACAGACCAAGGUGCUUUCGGACUAUCAAAUGAGUCCGUUCAGCUUUGGCCUGGAAGUGAGGGAGCCUCCAGUGGACACAUCUUGGUCGUCGGAUAACAACGUGUUUAAUUUCGACGAAGUGCGUAACGUUCUCCUCAACAUUUCGGCCGACGAUAUGUUCGCCGGCAAUGGCGACCAGCUCGCCGCCGCCGCCGACAAUCUCGUGUCGAGGAACCAAUCCGUUACAGAGUUUGCCAACAUGGCGGACGAUAAGGAACUUGAGGAGGAGCUGCAAGCGCUCGAGCGCCGUAUCGACACUGAGUUCAAGAGCGAC